AUGAAAUUACCCGGAGAAGGGGCGAUGGACAUUGAUAUUGAAAUGGGUGCCAUGGAAUCAGAUCUUGACCCAACAUUAACUUCUUUUCAGGCAUCUGCAAUUAUAGCAGUAUGCGCAGCAGUAUUAAUUGGUAACGGAUUUGUUUGCGCAUUGAACUGUUUUAAAACCCGAGCGCAAGGGUUUUAUUUAAAAUUUGUUCUUAUAUCCGCAGCAAUGAACAUGACAGCAUCACUUGUUUGUAUGCCUUUAAUGGCUUCUUGCUUAAUACAAGCGGAAUGGCGAUUUGGAUAUUUAUUGUGCAAAAUGACUGGAGUAAUAUGUUUCAGUAGUAUAAUUGUGACAAUGUUUUUUUGUAUAUUGGCAUCUCUUAGCAAAUGUAUUCUGUUUAGUAAAACAUUGUUUCCAAAGCGUGGAAUAAGUUUAAUGACAGAACGCGACUUUAUUAUUAUUUGCUUAGUGCUUGGUUUUGUAGCAUUUUCAUCGUUAGUGCUAUUUUUACUUGUUGAUUAUAAAAAAAUGCGUCAAGAUCCACAAAGAAUGAUGUGUACUUAUACCAAUUCUCCUAAUAUAACUGGUUUUCGUAUGUUUUACGUUGCGUAUUCUAUUUUACUUACUUUUGCAGAUUUACUUUUAGUUAUACCGUUUUCAUAG
Messenger RNA from Hydra vulgaris (swiftwater hydra), 651 nucleotides. Its product is annotated as cysteinyl leukotriene receptor 1. Gene Ontology annotation, cellular component: membrane. NCBI's taxonomy places the organism in Eukaryota, Metazoa, Cnidaria, Hydrozoa, Anthoathecata, Hydridae. The record is from RefSeq and is a predicted model, not a curated record.